Molecule: messenger RNA, 893 nt
Organism: Capsella rubella
Lineage: Eukaryota; Viridiplantae; Streptophyta; Magnoliopsida; Brassicales; Brassicaceae
Exons: 1
Coding region: 52-624 (190 amino acids)
Source: RefSeq, a predicted model, not a curated record
UUUCUUCAAGAUUUCCAUUUUUUCACCAAACCUUGGUAACUUAUAGUUUUAAUGGAUACCGCAAUCUCCAUGCAAGAGACCCAAUAUAACAACGGAUCAAGUACUUACAAGAAGCCAUUUCUUAGAUAUCUCGACCGUCUUUGGUUUUCUAUAAUCAUAGUUAUUUUUUUCUUUAUUGUAGUUUUUAGCCCUCUUUGGGUUCAAGUUUUUAAUAGUUUCUUGUUCAUCAUCACUAGAAUUAUUACAUACUACAUCUUAAACCCUAAGGUUUUAUUCGUUCUAACAAAUGUCAUCGUGAUCACCCUCAUUGGAGAAUCAAGGAUGAGUAGUUCAAGAUCUUCUUUUCCAGCUAGCGAGUUACGUAAAGAGUUCAUUGUGAGAAGCCAAUUUUGUGACUCGUCGUCGUCUCAUGGAAACGUGAAGGUAGAAAUGGGAUAUCAAAGAUACUCAAAAGAGAAUAUUGAUCGACCGAGGCAAGACGAGGGUAAGAGAUGCAAGGUUAGUAUGUUGCGCGAUAUGGAUCCUUUGAACCAGAGGGCUGAUGAUCUGAUCGCUCGUGUGAACAGGCAGAGGAGGCUUGAAAUUGGGAUUUUACAUAGCCACAUAGGCGGUAGCCGUCUAUAGGAAUAAUACAUGGCCAAAUGUGGAGUUAAAGCGUUUCUUGUUACCAAGAAACCAAUUAUUAUAAAAAGAAAAUGCAAAUUUUGCAGACAAGGGUUACAAAUAAGUAAACGAAGUUAUAAUUUUCACGAUGUACCAAUAGGAUUCAUUGGUAUGCGUAGGAAUUAUUGCAUGUGAAAUUGUGAAUGGAUAUGAUUUGCGAGACAUACAUUAGUAUAAUUUUAGGCAUAUGUACUAUUUGUAGUGUGGGUACAAGUACGUGCUCCAUCAAA